AUGGACGACCCUCCUCCUCCGUAUCAGGCCGUCGAGCACGCGCCAUACCAAGGCAACAUGAACCAGCAGCCACCUGUGAUGACUAAGAGCUCUAGGCACGCAGCAGGCCCUCGCGUUCAGCUUCAGGCAGGCGGAAACGUGCAAACCCAAGCUGGGUUGUCCCAGGAAGCCAAGUUUUCACUCAAGGCUAUUUUGCAAAUGGUGAAGGCAAAGAUCUUGCCCGGUUCUGUCGUCAGCGACGAUGAAUUUGCCAUAUCCAUCGGCAAAAUCUUCGCCAACGGCUGGGUCCCUGGCGCGUUCUGCGAGGGAGAACGAGCCAUCCACAAGAACAACGCCCCCCGCUCCACCAAACGCGAGAGGCAGGCAGGCGCCGACGUCAACCUUAUGGUUGAGAUUAAGUGCAAAGGCCAAGUCGGCUUCUCGCUCCGCGACGGCAAAAGCAGGAUCGUGUCUAUGGACGCGCCGGUGACCUGGAUUUGCAGCAUGGCUGACGGGUACUUUCACGCCAUGCAACGGAACGACCAAUUCAUGAACCUCAACGUUCAUCGCUACAACAUGAAGCAGGCAGUCUACAUCUGUUGA
Molecule: messenger RNA, 582 nt
Organism: Diaporthe batatas
Lineage: Eukaryota; Fungi; Ascomycota; Sordariomycetes; Diaporthales; Diaporthaceae
Exons: 2
Coding region: 1-582 (193 amino acids)
Source: RefSeq, a predicted model, not a curated record